GAAUAGGCAACCAUCUGCGUAUAAAAUAUGGAUAUUUAUGGGGAGGUUGCUAGUUUCAACAAGACAAACUUUUAGUGAUGAUACAACGGUUCUACAAGGGAAGCAAGUUAGAAGAUAAAACAUUAAGAGAAAGAAAAUAUGGCGAAAAUUAUCACAAUGCUUCUCAUGUUCAACUGCUGCGUUCUUUGUGCGUGCUUUGGACGGGGAAGUAAACUCCAUGACAUGUGGAAGAACAAGAAAGUACCACCAGGUUUGGUUAGGGUAGGUCGCAAUCCUUUCAACGGUAUGAAAUGUCAUAUCAGAAAUUGUCAACAUCUUAUUACGGCACGUCCUCCUGUAGCUGCUACGCGCAAAACAAAACCUCCUACCAAAUCACCAGAAGAAAUAGCAGCUGAAAUCAAGAGAAUUAAAGACCAACAAAACCCUAAACAGAUCAAAGAAUGGAAAAGCAAUACCGGAAUUCGCUCAAUUUCUAAGGAGAUGAUAGAAUUGCGAAGAAAAUUAGGAACAAAACAGCUCAGUUGUGCAGCCAAUUCCGAUUGUACAAAUCAAACUUGUUGUCUUGUAAACCAAGAUGGCAUUGGCGUUUGCGUGUUGAAGCCGCACAGAAUUGGAGAUCGGUGCACAGAUUUAUGCGCAUGCGCAAAUAAUUUUAUUUGCAAGAAAAUGGAAGCUAACAUAAAGAACAUAUCACAAUACAAAAGGUGUGCUAAAGUAGAGAAAAAACUUGCUCCUAAAGGCCUAGAUUUAAAUGACUUCAACAAAUGGAAAAAAAGCGGUGGUAAGGGCGGUGAAGGCGGUAAAGGCGGAAAGAUGAAAUUUACAGAUAGUAUCAAAAGAAUAAUGAAGAAAAGCGUGGAAAGUAAUUAACUUUUCUGGACAUGUGGCAUCGGAUAGAUGACGAUUUGGCUAAAAGGCUGGUUUAUCUUAAAGGUGAUUAAAGGGAACUUCAAUAGGGAACUUUAAAAAGUUUUUUCUUUCAUCUGCAUACUGCUAAUGGGAAGCAUUGCAAGAUUUUCCCACAGGAAAACAAACAAAGACAAGUGUCAAGGCAGACAAAACUUCAUGUACAUAUAUACAUAUAUAUCCAAUUAAAUUAUUAGUUUAAACAGAAGAUUUAUUACGAUGGGAUUGUAAUACAAUAUUUUUCACCCUUUAUCUUCAUAACACUGUCGGUUUAGAAAGUGACAGUGGUUUGCUUUUCUGUAAAGCCAAUUUAAAAAAAAUAAGGACAUUAAUCAAGCAAUGUAAUGAUUAAUUAACCGAUCAAUCUAAAUUUUUGUUUUUAUUUUCAACCAGACAUAGAUUUGACUUUCUUUACUUGGUAAAUAAAACGUUAAAUGACACAGUUGCUCUUAGAAUUAAUGUCUGUAACUUUUUUCUUUUGUUUUUUUUUUAUCAAGUAUGUUAAGUGGAGUUAUUUUUGUUUACAACACAUCCUUUUAUUUUGUGUUUACUUUGGAUGGCUCCAACACUCAUACAAGUGAGAGUUUAUAUUGGUGCUGUCAUUUUGAAUUAUCUUCUCACGCCGUCUCGAAUUCCCACCUCUAAUUCAGUCUCUAUAAUAUUUUCGCCGUUUAAAAUGGCGGCCAAUUGCUACUUCAUGUAAUGACGCACGAAUUACCAUACCUGGGAUGUGUAUGACGUACGAAAUACUAUUAACCGGGAUAUGAUGGGCAGAUUCUAACGAUAUAUUUCAAAACUCCUUUCCAAGCGGCUUUCAUAUCAUUUGUUUUUGGAACACCAGACGGUGAACUACAAUAACAUAAAUCUCCCUAAGAAUUAUACAACAUCUUCAUUUAAGAUUCAUUAGGUAGACGUUCAUUCUCCCUGAUUUUCUCAGAUACUUUUUCAUUUAUUAUGUUCGUUUUAGAAUAUACUAAGUUAGGCAUUAUUUUAAUUUUUCAUUUACAUCUUUUUUAUAUACUUUAUUUAUAUUCAUUUAGUAUGAUAAGUUUAGCAAAAGAUGUAGCUAUCUAGUGUACAAGAAAUAAAAUUUUUGUGUUGGCCUAA
Hydractinia symbiolongicarpus is the source of this 2013-nucleotide messenger RNA. RefSeq lists its product as uncharacterized. Bases 139 to 870 code for a protein of 243 amino acids. The transcript is spliced from 5 exons. The record is from RefSeq and is a predicted model, not a curated record. Lineage: Eukaryota; Metazoa; Cnidaria; Hydrozoa; Anthoathecata; Hydractiniidae.